AUGGCGACUGUUACGCAGACUGAUGCGAGGUCAGAGACCUUUGAGCUUCGCCGCUCACCCAGCCCGACGCGGGAUGUACUCCAAGACAAUGAACCCCCGCGUUCAUCGAAACCGAGCACCAGCCAACUCCUCAAGAUCUUCAGCGCUGGAUUCAGUUUCUUCGUCGCUGGCGUUAACGACGGAAGUAUCGGUGCCUUAGUCCCCCAUAUAAUCCGAGAUUACAACGUCACUACCGCAAUCGUCUCAUCAGUUUACGGCGCCAACUUUAUGGGCUGGUUCUUCGGCGCCUUCUCCAACACACAUCUCUGCCAAUUCUUCGAUCUCGGCUCAAUGCUCACGCUCGGCGCUGUUCUACAAGUCAUCGCCCACGCGCUCCGGUCAUGGAAACCCCCCUUUCCGCUGUUCACUAUCACGUUCUGGCUUGCGAGUCUAGGGCAGGCGUAUCAGGAUACACAUGGGAAUACGUAUGUUUCUGGAGUGAGGGGGUCUCAUCGCUGGUUGGCAUUUAUUCAUGCGAUGUACAUGGCUGGAUGUCUUGUUGGACCUUUUGUGGCGACGGGUGUUGCUUCUGCGGGGAGUGUGUCGAGAUGGUACCUUUUCUACACGUUCCCGCUCGGCAUUGGUGUUCUGAACGUCGCGUUCGUGGUCUAUGCAUUUUGGGAUACUCUGAGGUUGAAGAGGAAGCAAGCGCCGACUGAACGUACUCUGGAAGCUGAUGAAUCUCCCGCGUCAAGAAACGACGAUGCAUUCUCAUUGAUGAAGGAGACGUUGAAGAACAAAAACGUCUGGCUUAUUAGUCUCUUCUUCUUCUUCUUCCUCGGCGCAACACUUACAGCUAGUGGAUGGGUCGUCGAAUACUUGGUCGAGGUUCGCAACGGGGACAUCAAUCAGAUGGGUUUUGUACCGGCUGGCUUCAGUGGAGGAUCUCUACUUGGGAGACUGUUUCUUGCGGAACCUACACAUCGGGUUCCCAACAUCAUCGCCGCUUCCAUCGCCAUCAGUCUACUCGGCUUCUUCAUGGGCCCAUACUUCGCCACCGGUAUUUCCGUCGGCUCCAAACUGUUCAAUCCUCGUGUCCAAUCAACAGCUUUGGCAUUCGUCUUUGUAUUCGCGCAGCUUGGAGGCUGUCUGUUCCCCAUAAUCACUGGUCUCAUCGCCGCCAGCGCCGGAGUCUCAAUUCUUCAGCCUGUUCUUUGUGCACUCUUGGUCGCUACGAGCGUCUCUUGGCUGUUUGUUCCGAUGCCCAAGGAGGGUGACAAUCCGACGCUGCACCAGGAGUAA
This is a messenger RNA of Fusarium musae, 1281 nucleotides long. RefSeq lists its product as uncharacterized. NCBI's taxonomy places the organism in Eukaryota, Fungi, Ascomycota, Sordariomycetes, Hypocreales, Nectriaceae. Gene Ontology annotation, molecular function: transmembrane transporter activity. Gene Ontology annotation, biological process: transmembrane transport. The coding region runs from base 1 to 1281 and encodes 426 amino acids. The record is from RefSeq and is a predicted model, not a curated record. The transcript is spliced from 4 exons. Gene Ontology annotation, cellular component: membrane.